UUCUCACACACGGAAGAGCGCGCUCCGGACUCAAUCAUGUAGUGACAGAAACAGCAGAUGUUGGAUCGCCUCAUCGCGUCGCGUUGAUCAGAUAAAAGAUGAUUGUGCUGAGUUUGAUCUGUGCUGCUCUUCUUCUGCAGUCCUCGGUUUGCACCGAGUCUCCAGAUGCUGACAGGACUGAUCAUGGAGACUUUGUGUAUUUUAAAGAUGCUCCGGACACAGUGCAGAACAACUCUAGUGUACACUUGCUGUAUAACUGCUCUGCCGCCUGUCGAGUCAGUGUGGAAAUUAUAAUCUCCUCGCCAUCGAGAGCAGGAGCGGUAGUAUUCAGAAGGACCUGGACUAACUCUAAAAAUGUUGGAAAGCCCAGAUCUAGAGAUUUCCCUCUGGUGUUUCCUCCAGCUCUGCUCUACCAGAGAGACUUUUUCAUCAGGCGUCCGCUGGAGGCCUGUGAUGUGCUUCUGAGGGCCCGUUUGCUCCAUUUGGCAGAACAGGAGCUUAUUGGAGACCAUGUUGAUGGAUCAAUUGUGAAAGCAUCUAGGUUUGUGAGGACUCUACCGCUUUCUGAACGUCCAGCAUGUCCACGCACAAGAUCAGUGUCAUGGGGAGCGUGGCUGAUGUGGCGGAUUACCAAAAACACUGUGAGGACAUGUCCAGUCGAGUCAGACACUGUGGAUAUCCUGACGUUUCCAUUCGCAAGUACCGGCGAGAGGUUUGGUGUCAUACACACAUUCUCCUCCUUCAAGAACGGAGAUCUGGAAUGGAGACGGACACUCGCUGUCAAACAGCCGAGGUCAGAGUUGUUGUGGAAAACCUUUAUUCACAUUUCUAACUACUGA
Danio rerio (zebrafish) is the source of this 839-nucleotide messenger RNA. Lineage: Eukaryota; Metazoa; Chordata; Actinopteri; Cypriniformes; Danionidae. The record is from RefSeq and is a predicted model, not a curated record.